AUGUCCCGCCCCGCAGUGUACCAAACCUUCCGUCAGAAAUAUAAUGAUAUCACGCGUUACUACCGUACCUAUGGGUGCGACAUCAGGGACCGCAACAUGUGCAAGCGCAUCGAAGAUUCAAUUCCAAUACUCGAGACGCUUAUCGAGCUCAUCGAGACGUUGACCCCCCUAGCAUUGGAUUUGGAUGCGAGUAAGAGGAAGAGACUGCGCCACAAGUUGAAGGAUCUUGAGUGGAUAAGGCAGGAGAUGAAAAGGCAUCACGAUGAUGUAAAUGGUGGCGACAUUGUCAUGAUGAUAUUGGAUCUGGCGAUGCAGUUGAAGACGAAAGCGUUUGAGCUCAAUGGAGGUCAGGUUAUUUCGCCGACUCGGUAUUGA
This is a messenger RNA of Morchella importuna, 375 nucleotides long. RefSeq lists its product as uncharacterized. The transcript has a single exon. The coding region runs from base 1 to 375 and encodes 124 amino acids. The record is from RefSeq and is a predicted model, not a curated record. Lineage: Eukaryota; Fungi; Ascomycota; Pezizomycetes; Pezizales; Morchellaceae.